Molecule: messenger RNA, 4965 nt
Organism: Mya arenaria
Lineage: Eukaryota; Metazoa; Mollusca; Bivalvia; Myida; Myidae
Exons: 4
Coding region: 178-1095 (305 amino acids)
Biological process (GO): homophilic cell-cell adhesion
Cellular component (GO): membrane
Molecular function (GO): NAD+-protein-arginine ADP-ribosyltransferase activity; calcium ion binding
Source: RefSeq, a predicted model, not a curated record
UUUUCGUAGAAGUAGGCAGGUAGAAGUUUGGUUUUCAUAUAGCGAUUUAUUAUUGUUCUCCAACACUUACCCUGUUCAGAAGACGUGGGAAGGUACUACUUAAACUGUUGAAGAUUGGUAACCUUCAAGCGAACACCUACUCCAACAUUUGCCCUGUUCAGAACUAUUUCAUCAAAAAUGAAAUCUCAUCGUUCUGCGUUAUCGUUAGCGAUGGUGGUCGUGGUCGUCAUUGGAUGGGCGGAAUGCGAUCAGGUUGGAUUUAUCAACGAAGCGGAAGCAACCAUAAAUGAAGUAACAAAAGUCUUACAUAUUGAAGACUGUAUCAACGCUGCCAAAGCAAAGGCCAAUAGUUUAGGACAUACGUCUGGAGAAAUGCAUUAUGCAGUUACAUGGAUUAGCAUGUAUUCGAGAAUAUGCCUUAUCAACGAGACGCUUUUGUCACAGGACAAAAACAUCAAUAGUUUUCCUUUUCGUUUGAAUAAAGAACUACGAUGCGCAUUUCAUCAAGAAAGAGACUCUAAGAUAAAGAAGACAUUUAAAAGAGCGGCACAAGUUAUAUCAGCCUCCUUGAGUAUAAUUGGUUUUAAAAAAGUUAACAUACUAUUUCGUGGAGUGACCACCUUUGAAUACAGACACCUUGCAUAUUUUACUGAAUACGGAUUCUUUAGUGCUAGCAUCAGCCCUAGUGUUGCUCUUAGAUUUGCCAACGGCAGUACAUUGCUCAUUAUAAGAGCUAUGAAUGGUGUACCUAUUGCCAAAUUUGUUCAAGAAAUGUUUAAUUACCAGAAGGAAGUACUAGCACCUCCUGAAUAUACCUUUUCGAUCGGUAACAUUACGACGGACAAAGUAGCGAUUUCCUACGUGUUGAAGCCGUAUACUUUAUGGAAAGAUGUUAAACUUCCUACUGAGAUCAUAUACCUGACCUACAUUCCUGGAGCGAUGAAACAAGCCAGGCCUGAUUUCAUGACAAACUAUUGUUCGGCCGGAAUCACUAGCCAAACCAAUCGUGGUGAAAAGCCCAGCUUUGCUUCUACGACGAUUAUGCAAAUUACUACAAUCUUUUAUUUUACUGUUAGUCAAAUGGUGAUGCGUUAGACAAAAGCAUCGAUUAAAGCCAUUGUCCACUUUUACACGUUUUCGUAUUGUACUGUUUAAUUUGAACUGCUUUUGUUCUAUGUCUAGGUUUUGAAUGGUUUUAAGUCAUGGCCAAGGUUGCAGUUUUUCUACGACGUCGACGCCGCGGACGAUGAGACCAAAACAAUGACAAAACGUCGACAAUUUUCUUCAAAACACAAAUAUGCUUAUGAUCAGCUAUACGCACCAUGUUUAAUUAGAAGUUAUAGAAUGUUAGUUUCUUAUGAAUAGUUAGAUUAAUACUGUUUAUUUCCCAUAGUUGUUUUCUACAUUUGGACGUACUUUGUUUGUUUUGUUUUUUGAUUAAAAUGUACAAGAUAAAAUAACUAUAAUUUAGAAAUCUGUUUACAUUUAAGUACAACUUAAACAGUAUUCGUUAACAUAACACUUCUUAAACUCGAUCAUGAAGACAGCUAAAUGCUCAUGUUAAUGACUGUUGAAACCUUUAGUGGACGGAAACCAUAUAACGUAUUCACUAACGUCUUGAUUCUGAGUUUCAGACAAAGGCUCAGAAAAUGAAUUUUGGGGUUUCAAAUGUUUAUACUAGAAGUAGUUUUGAUAAAAUGUGUGUGCCUGAUAGUAGGACAGAUUCUUUGUAGCACAUGCAUAAUUUACCAGCUUUGCUCCCAUAAACGCAUUUAAAAAAAAAAAAUCUAGCCUUUCUGAGUCUGAGUCAACAUUAGUUAAUACGGGCUCAGUAAUUUGUCCUUUUUAUAGGCCCACAGAAAGUUUUAAAGUAGAGAGAUAAUUGGUAUCACUAAAUCUAUGUUUUAACAAUUAGUCAAAUUAGUCAAGAAUAAAGUAUUGAAAUCAGUUGAUUGAAACAUAUAAAUGUAUACUUGGUGUACGACAAGGGUAUUGUUUAUCGCCUGUCUUGUUCUAAAUAAUGCUAGAAGUCUGGGGUUUAGUUUAAGCCAAUGCCAUAUAACGGGUGCAUAUAAAAUACUGGAAAUGAUUGUUUAGUGAUAAUAGCAGAACAAAGAAUGAAUUCAUUUAUUGCAAGCAUAGAUGUUUAAAUCACCAGACAAGUACAUAGCAAAAUAUUGAGAAGUUUGAGUUAAGGUAUUAAGUAUAUUUGAAGUCUAAUGAGAAAAUGAUCUUUCUUUAUUGAUUGAAUGAAUGUGAAAGGUUCCAUAAGAAAAGAAUUGGUGUUCGUUAUUGCGAUAAUUGUUCAGUUCAUUCGGUUUUAAUGUUGUAUGGCUUUCCAAGAUGUUGGAAAUUGUAAAUUAUUACAUGCUUAAGCUAAGCAAAGACUAAAUGAUAAUUUUAUCAAAAGCUGGAAUGAAAGCUUAGAAGACCCUAGUAGAGCAUUGCUAUAUAACAAACAACUUGUUUAGACUUCAUUUUGAAGAGCACUUGCCUUCUAGUUUUUGAAGAUGAAUACCCGAAACAAAAUAUAGGGUUCAAUAUAGCAUCCUGGCAUAACUAAGCUUUCAGUCCUUUGAUUUUUAUGAAGAUUUUACUAAUUCAUGUUAUCUUUAAAACCGUAUUUGGCGAACACGUUUUUGGUUGACUCUGUGUGUUUUGGCAAGUGAUUUCAUUUUCUUCAAAUAUUUUACAUUUUCAAAUCAUUUGGAAGGAUAGAUUAGCUAAUACAUGUCGCUUUUAUUUUUAAUAAUGUUUUCCUUAUUUGUUCCCAGUUUUAGUACAAUGAUGCUUUUUAUUAUGAAACUCGCACAGUUUUAAACCUUUUAUUUUAUAAGGCAGACUGUGUUUAUAGUUUCAAACAAUGACUGCAUAGUAUCUUUGAAAAGUCUUUGCAUUAAGUGCUCUGAAUUGUAUCCGUCUGCAGAUAGAGUUGGAAUCUGUAAUCAUAGAAGUACUUGGGGUUUACCUAUACGUUUAUUAUCAUUUGUAUUAUUGAUAAGUUUCCUCAAGUUAAUGCAUACUUUGAUAAGAUUUACCUUUUGCGUUUUAUUUUUAUUAAGGAUUGUUGGGAUAAGAGUGAGGUUUGUGCACAUAAACUGGUUUAAACCCAGUAAAUAUACAUUUUACUGACCGUUCCAAUGCGGUACCUAACAAUUCUUGAUAAAUAUACCUAUUUUUUAUAUAUAUAUAUAGUAUGUAUGCACUGUGCUAAUUGUAGAGUUAUGUGCUGUUCUUCUAUGUUUCUUGUUUGUGAUUUUAUGUUCUGUCUUUAGCGUUUACCCAGGUCCACUAAACCGGGUUUAUGUUCAAACUUUUUGCUACUGAGCUUGUUUCUGUAGCUUUUUGCAUAAAUAUUCAAUCUUAUUUAAUCUCUUGCAAUAUUAAAAAGCUUUCGAGUAUGUGUAAUCUGGUUUCGUGUCUCUAUUUAUAGACUUAUGAUUGACAGUAGAAGAAGGGUGCAGCCCAAUCUUACCUUUUGAUAAGAAGAAAUGUUAUGCAUGUCAAGUUCAGAGUUUCAUUUUGUUCUAGAAUGUAGUAUUGCAAAAGUCAAUUCAAUUAUUUAGAUCUGAUAAGGAGGAUCUGUUUAGAAAACUGAUUGAAAAUGUCUACAAUGCAUUUACGAGCGUUCAGAUGACAUGCACGAGUCUUGAUAAUUGCAUGUCUAUUCAGCUUUAUGUGUCUAUUCGUAUCCAUUCCAGUAAUGCAUUUAAUAUUGUCAUUUUAGCUACUUACAAAUAUAACUUGAUUAACACACAUAUAUGAGAGACUAAAUAAUUAUUGUUACAUAAGCGAAUAUUCAACUUUAAGUAUAUAUUAAGACUUAUAUGUUAGUGAUAGUUUCUUGUAGCUAUGUAUGUGUUUUUGUAGCUAUGGUGUAACGUAAUAUCCAUAUAAUAAACUAGAGCUAUCUAUGGAUGUGAUUAAUAUCCCCACAACAACAAAUUCUUUUAUUAAAAAGUAUCACUGGGAGUGGUGUUUGCUCCUAAAAUGUCAGUGAGAAGGCAUCACAUAAGUAAAUGACCCAACUAUAUAGAUAUAAGGGCUAUAGCAUAUGCGAAAUAAUGCAUUUGUUUUUUUAGUUAUUAAAAGCAAACAACACUUUUUUAAUGAGUUGACCAAACACAAAAUAAUGUGUGUUUUUUUUACAAUUCAACGCAAACCCUCAACAAUAUACAAAGUAAAGGUAAACUAGUAUCACAAGAUCACCCACGGACUGCAAUAUCCUCCGCUGAAUUAAGAACAGUAUCAACUUCGCCUUACGACAAAGGACUAAAAUUAAUCAUUGGACAAGCAUAAAAAAUACUGCGCCCAGAGUUAUGGUUCUUGUGCUCUGCAUUUCUCUUCAAUGAAAUAUAUUUGUUUAUGAUGUUUAAAGUAAAUAACAGAAAUACUUUCCAAGCUAUGUUUCGGAUAUAAUUGACGGAGGAAACAACAAAAAAUAAGUAUAAAAAUAAUUAAAGGGAAAUUACUCUUUCAUGCACAAAACAAUGGUUUUUGCACAGCACUUUUCCUUAUUACAGUCAAUGUGUAUGAAGUUUGAUGUCAAUACUUGAAAAACAUCUGGAGUAAUGGAGAAAGUCGGACUUGUCCCGAUGUCCUGGACGGACGGACGGACGGGCGGACGGACAUUCGGAUGGACGAAUGUGACAAGGUAAUUCCCAUAUAGCACCCACCACCAGGGGUCCCAGAUAACCCCCACCACUAUCUCAAAAAAGAGACAGCACAAACGUUUAUUUCUAUGAGUAUUAUACACUUACAGUGUCAAGUUUGAAACAAACAUUUCUUUUAAUAAUUAGAUAAAAACUAUUAAUAUUGACCUAAUGUACGGGGUUGCUGUAUAUGGUAUUUAUUCGAUAUUAAGGCUUAUUUUUGGUUAAUUGUUAUUAUUAUGUAAUGUAUAUGUGUUGACAACACUUGAAAACACAGCAUUGAAUGUUUAAUUCUCCACAUGGGCAAUAUACU